Messenger RNA from Lotus japonicus, 2949 nucleotides. RefSeq names its product pollen-specific leucine-rich repeat extensin-like protein 3. Bases 85 to 2712 code for a protein of 875 amino acids. Gene Ontology annotation, molecular function: protein binding. NCBI's taxonomy places the organism in Eukaryota, Viridiplantae, Streptophyta, Magnoliopsida, Fabales, Fabaceae. The record is from RefSeq and is a predicted model, not a curated record. The transcript has a single exon.
AUAUAACCCCCUAAAACUCCACCGUCUUCCAUUACUUCUAUAAGCAGCCUUGGGGCAUUACCAAGGUGGCCAAUUAAUAAAAAAAUGCAGGCCUCAGGCUGCUUCUUCCUCCUCCUCUCCUUGUUCCUCCUCUCAUCAUCACCCUUCACCUCUGCACUUUCCCACUCCCAAGCAAGUUUCAUUGCUCGUCGCCAAUUGUUACACUUUAAAGAGAAUGGUGAUCUCCCUGACUCCUACGUAGAUACCUACAAAACUGAUCUAACGUUCUCCAAUCCUAGGCUCAAGCGUGCUUACAUUGCACUUGAGGCAUGGAAAAAGGCCAUGUACUCUGACCCAACCAAUUUCACAGACAAUUGGGUGGGUGCUGAUGUUUGCUCUUACAAUGGGGUUUUCUGCGCUCCCGCGCUCGACGACCCCAAGAUUGAGGUAGUGGCUGGGAUUGAUCUCAACCACGCCGACAUCGCAGGUUACAUUCCUGUGGAGUUCGGUUUGUUGACAGAUCUCGCCCUCUUGCACAUUAACUCAAACAGGUUUUGUGGGGUUCUUCCAAAAAGCUUCUCCAACUUGAAGCUCAUGUUUGAGCUUGAUAUAAGCAACAACCGCUUCGUUGGGAAAUUCCCCGAACCUGUUCUUGAGCUUCCUGACAUCAAAUUCCUCGACAUUAGGUUCAAUGAAUUUGAAGGGCCGUUGCCUUCUGAGCUUUUCAACAAACCGCUCGACGCAAUUUUCUUGAACAAUAACCGUUUCACGUCGACGAUUCCAGACAAUUUGGGAUCUUCUCCAGCUUCGGUUAUUGUUGUAGCGAACAACCAUUUGAGCGGGUGCAUUCCUUCGAGCAUUGGUAACAUGGAGAAGACAUUGAAUGAGAUUGUGUUUAUCAACAACAACCUCACUGGGUGCUUGCCGGCGGAGAUCGGAAAGCUUAAACAGUUGAAUGUGUUUGAUGUGAGCGAGAACGUGAUCGUUGGGAUGUUGCCGAGGACAUUCAAGGGGCUCGAGCGCGUGGAGGAGUUGUCUAUUGCAGGGAACAAGCUCACCGGCUUUGUGCCACGUAGCAUCUGCAAUUUGCCGCGGUUGGUGAAUUUCACUUUCUCGAAUAACUAUUUCAAUGGUGAGGAAGAUGGUUGUGUGCCAGGUACCAAAAAGGAGAUUGUGUUGGAGGAUGCUAGCAACUGCAUUCCAGAUAGGCCCAAACAAAAGGCGGGAAGCGCUUGCAAUGUUGUUAUAAGCAAGCCUGUUGAUUGUGGCAAGGCCCAAUGUGGAAAUGGAAAUCCUUCUAAUUCCAAUUCUCCAUCUGAACCAAAACCAAAACCAACACCAACACCAUCAGUACCAAAGCCUGAGCCCAAGCCCACUCCUUCUCCCUCCAAUCCUUCAACACCAUAUGUACCAAAACCAACCCCUUCUUCACCAUCCAAUCCUUCAACACCAAAGCCACAACCUCAACCUACACCCACACCCUCCAACCCUCCAACAUUUGAGAAGCCAACACCAACACCACAACCCAAACCAACACCAACACCAACACCAACAACACCAUCACCAUCACCAUCAGUGCCGAAGCCUACUACCCCUCCAACUGAGAAGCCAACACCAUCAACGCCGGUGCCAAAGCCUACACCUACACCCUCUAACCCUCCAACUGAGAAGCCAACACCAUCAACGCCGGUGCCAAAGCCUACACCUACACCCUCUAACCCUCCAACUGAGAAGCCAACACCAUCAACGCAGGUGCCAAAGCCUACACCUACACCCUCUAACCCUUCAACUGAGAAGCCAACACCAUCUACGCCGGUGCAAAAGCCUACACCUACACCCUCUAACCCAUCAACGGAGAAGCCAACAUCACCACCAUCAUCCACACCUAGUCCUACACCUUCGAAACCCAAUCCAACACCUGAAAUCCCAUCAACUCCGGUAGAGGGACCUGAGGAAGAUCCUUUUGAACCAGCACCCAAACAUCCACACAGGCGUCCCCAUAAUAGCCCUCCACCACCAGUUCAGUCCCCACCCCCACCGGUUCACUCUCCUCUACCACCAGUUCACUCUCCUCCUCCACCGGUUCACUCCCCACCACCACCAGUUCACUCCCCACCGCCACCAGUCCACUCCCCACCACCACCGGUGCAUUCUCCUCCUCCACCAGUCCACUCCCCACCGCCACCAGUCUACUCCCCACCACCACCGGUGCACUCUCCUCCUCCACCAGUCCACUCCCCACCACCACCCGUGCACUCUCCACCGCCACCGGUUCAUUCUCCUCCUCCACCAGUCCACUCCCCACCACCACCGGUCCACUCCCCACCACCACCGGUUCAUUCUCCUCCUCCACCAGUCUAUUCUCCACCACCACCGGUGCACUCUCCUCCUCCACCAGUCCACUCCCCACCACCACCCGUGCACUCUCCACCGCCACCGGUUCAUUUUCCUCCUCCACCAGUCCACUCUCCACCACCACCGGUCCACUCUCCUCCUCCACCGGUCCACUCCCCACCACCACCGGUCCAUUCCCCACCACCACCAGUGCACUCUCCACCACCACCAGUUUAUUCCCCACCACCACCGGUCCACUCUCCUCCUCCACCAGUCCAAUCCCCACCACCACCGGUCAACUCUCCACCACCACCUGCUCCGAUGGAUGAUGUCAUUCUUCCCCCUAUCUUUGGCGCUUCAUAUGCUUCACCACCUCCACCAGUCAUCGCCGGCUACUAAAGAGGGGUGCUCCACAACUUUCAGCCACUUUGAUUAGUUCCAAGCUGCCUAUAAAAGCUGUUCAUCACGAGCCAUAUCAAGGCUACAAGAAUUGUUUUCUGUUCCUUCUUUAAUUUUGUCUGAUGAUUUAUAUGGAAGAGCAAAAAUUGAAGAUUCUGUAUUGUAAAGUAUGUAGAAUUGUUGUAACUUCCAAUCUUUUCUCAUUGUAUUAUCAUCAGAACAUAAACCCUUUUUGCA